GUGAUCCUGAGGAGGCAGCAGCAGCUGAGAACUGCACUUGGACCUGUGCUGUGGGACCAGAUUCGUGUAUGUUGGCAGGUUGCUAUGACCCAACCAAAAAUGGCUCCCAUUUGUCUUGUGGAAAACCACAAUGAACAGCUGUCAGUGAACCAGGAAGCCAUCGAGAUUCUGGACAAAAUUUCUCAGCCAGUGGUAGUUGUAGCAAUUGUUGGAUUGUACCGNACAGGGAAGUCCUAUUUGAUGAACUGUCUGGCGGGACAGAAUCAAGGCUUCCCUCUGGGCUCCACNGUNCAGUCUCAGACCAAGGGCAUNUGGAUGUGGUGUGUGCCACACCCCACCAAGCCAGAGCACACCCUGGUCCUCCUGGACACUGAGGGCCUGGGGGAUGUGGAAAAGGUAGGAUGAGGUAUGGCUGGUCCUUCUGAGCCCCUGUUA
Messenger RNA from Mus pahari (shrew mouse), 435 nucleotides. Its product is annotated as guanylate-binding protein 6-like. The record is from RefSeq and is a predicted model, not a curated record. NCBI's taxonomy places the organism in Eukaryota, Metazoa, Chordata, Mammalia, Rodentia, Muridae. Bases 85 to 405 code for a protein of 106 amino acids. Gene Ontology annotation, molecular function: GTPase activity; GTP binding. The transcript has 3 exons. Gene Ontology annotation, biological process: defense response to protozoan; defense response to Gram-positive bacterium.